Molecule: messenger RNA, 453 nt
Organism: Schizosaccharomyces osmophilus
Lineage: Eukaryota; Fungi; Ascomycota; Schizosaccharomycetes; Schizosaccharomycetales; Schizosaccharomycetaceae
Gene: ctr6
Product: vacuolar copper exporter Ctr6
Exons: 1
Coding region: 1-453 (150 amino acids)
Biological process (GO): copper ion transmembrane transport
Cellular component (GO): membrane
Molecular function (GO): copper ion transmembrane transporter activity
Source: RefSeq, a predicted model, not a curated record
AUGGAUCACGGCCACGAUGAUGGAAGUUCAAUUAUUAAGCACUGUUCCAUGAAAAUGACAUUUAAUACUGACUAUAAUAAUCUUUGUAUCGUCUUCAAGCAAUGGCAUAUUGGUUCUGGUUUGCAAUUUGCCAUUUCCUUGCUGGCCAUUGUUUUUCUUGGAUUCGCCUUUGAAAAACUACGUAGCUAUAAUUCUAUCAAAGAAUGUGAUUUUCAACGCUCUUAUGCCGAGCAAACAAAUGGACUACUUACGGCUUCGAAACGAUCGGGAAAGAUCAGUCGUCCAUUGUGCCUUUGUGCCUUGUAUGCUCUUCAACUCAUAUUCUCUUAUUUCUUAAUGCUCGUUGCUAUGACUUACAAUGCCUAUGUAAUUGCUGCAAUUGCCAUCGGUGCUGCCUGGGGCUACCGUCAUUCACAUUCUGAUAGUCUACAGACUAUUGGUCUUUGCCAUUAA